GAACUCGCGCCUGGUUCUGCUUCUUCGUUCCCUCUACCUGCGCCGCGCCCCUCCACGCUUCCCCGUUAGGGUUCCGUCCCGUCUGACGUCUCCAUCUACCACUACGCGUCUCUGAAGGCUCCUUAUUCCCCUUAUCUGAGGGUGUGGCCAGGUCGGCGGUGGUUGGUUCCGCGAAUCCCCGGCGAGCUCCGCCCCUUGCGGUGCUCUUCGGUCAUCGAUCCCUUCGUCUCCACCGUCUUCUGAGGGAUUUUGUGGCGUGGGGAUUUUGUGGUCGUCUGAGGGAGCGCUAGGAUUUACCUUCUUCAUAUCAGACCAUUCCUGCUUCGUUUGGGGGGGUAGCCGAGGCUCCGGCCUCGGCGGCUUGCAAAGCCCCCAUCUUGACAUCGAGAUCUGAAGUAGCGUCCUUUUUCCCUUUGUUUGCGGCUACUACCGGGAAGAGAUGCCGGCCUUCACGUGCGUCGAUGCUGCAGUGCCACCCCAUGGCUACGCCUUUGCGUGGGACGGCGCUCUUCCCGCGCAGGGGGCAUUCCCCGGCGACGCUUCGACGACGGCGGAUGGCCCCACCGCCGACUUGUCCUCCCCGUGGUCCACUGACCUCUCCGCUAAGCUCUACCGGAUCGAUGGAUGGGGUGCGCCCUACUUCUGCGUCAAUGCUUCCGGCGACAUCUCUGUCAGGCCGCACGGCGCCGCCACCCUCCCCCACCAGGAGAUCGACCUGAUGAAGGUGGUGAAGAAGGCCUCCGGCCCCAAGUCCGCCGGCGGGCUCGGUCUCCGUCUUCCACUCCUCGUCCGCUUUACUGACGUCCUCAAGCACCGGCUUGAGUCCCUGCAGCAGGCUUUCGACGUCGCCAUCCGAUCCAAUGGCUACGGCUCCCGUUACCAGGGGGUCUACCCGGUGAAGUGCAACCAGGAUCGGCACCUCGUGGAGGACAUCAUGGAGUUCGGGGCGCCAUUCGACUUCGGCCUCGAGGCCGGGUCCAAGGCCGAGCUCCUCCUCGCCAUGACCUGCCUGACGAGGGCGAGGCCCGAGGCAUUCCUCAUCUGCAACGGAUACAAAGACGAGGAGUACAUCACCCUCGCCCUCAUCGCCCGGAGCAUGGAUCUCAACACGGUGAUCGUCCUGGAGCAGGAGGAGGAGCUUGACACGGUCGUCGAGACCAGCGAGAGGCUCGGCGUCCGGCCGGUGAUUGGCCUCCGGGCCAAGCUCCGCACCAAGCAUUCCGGCCAUUUCGGAUCCACCUCCGGGGAGAAGGGCAAGUUCGGGCUGUCCACUGCACAGAUCCUCUCCGUCGCCCAGAAGCUGCAGCGCCUCGAGAUGCUCGAUUGUCUGCAACUCCUGCAUUUCCACAUCGGCUCUCAGAUCCCAUCCACAGCGCUGCUAUCCGACGGGGUCGGCGAGGCCGCCAAUAUCUACUGCGAGCUCGCAAGGCUCGGGGCGUUGAUGCGUGUGAUCGACAUCGGCGGUGGCCUCGGUAUCGACUACGAUGGCUCUCGCUCUGGUGGCUCGGACAUGUCGGUGGGCUACGGCCUCGAUGAAUACGCCAAUGCUGUGGUCCGGGCGGUUAUGCUCGCUUGUGACCGGAAGCAUGUGGGCCACCCGAUCAUUUGCAGCGAGAGCGGCCGGGCUCUCGUAUCCCACCAGUCGGUGCUCAUCUUUGAAGCGGUCUCAUCCACCAGCACUAAGUCUGAGGCAUCGUCGUCGAUCUGGCCUAACCACGCGUGCCUUCUUGAUGAGCUUGCGGAUGAUGCUCAUUCUGAUUACCACAAUUUGAUUGCCGCUUCCCUCCGCCGCGAGAACGAGACCAGCGUUCUAUAUGCUGAGAAGUUGAAGCAGAAGUGCGUCGACCAUUUCAAGGACGGCAUUCUCGGCCUCGAGCACCUGGCGGCUGUCGAUGCUGUCUGCGACCUUGUGUCGAAGGAGUUCGAUGUUGCCGAUCCGGUGAAGACAUACCAUGUCAACCUAUCGCUUUUCACCUCGAUUCCCGAUUUCUGGGCGAUCGGGCAACUCUUCCCCAUUGUUCCAAUUCAUCGUCUUGACCAGCGGCCGGUGGUCAAGGGGAUUCUGUCGGACCUAACAUGCGACAGCGACGGGAAGGUCGAUCGGUUCAUCGGGGGGCAGUCGAGCCUCCCGUUGCACGAGCUCGAGAGGGGCGGCGGGGCGGGCGGAUACUACCUGGGGAUGUUUCUGGGAGGGGCUUACCAGGAGGCGCUCGGCGGGCUGCACAACCUCUUCGGGACGCCGAGCGUUGUGCGGGUGUCGCAGGCCGACGGGCCGCGCUGCUUUGCGGUGACGCUGGCGGUGCCCGGCGCGUCGUGCACGGACGUCCUGCGAGCGAUGCAGCAUGAGCCCGAAGUGAUGUUCGAGACACUCAAGCAACGCGCGGAGUGCGCGGGCGGGGACGCCGUGUCGUGCGCCCUCGCCCUCGCCCACUCCUUCGACACCAUGCCGUACCUGGUCUUCGACGCCAACGGCGGGUACAGCGUCGUCUCCGGCGGCGACGAGGAGGGCACCGAUGGGAUGAGCAGCUACUCGGACGGGUGCGGCGAGGAGGGAGACCAGGAGUGGGAGUCCAUGCGAUGCUUGAGCGUGUGAAGGGGCGGUCAAGGUUGGCUAGCACGCUACAAGUCGGAGCGUUUCAUUGUUCUGCUGCCGUUUGUUUUAAGAUUCCAAGUCUACUUUAAUAUUCGUGUCCUCCUUUUUAUCGAAUAGAUUUUAUCUUUCCAA
Messenger RNA from Musa acuminata AAA Group (dessert banana), 2725 nucleotides. Its product is annotated as arginine decarboxylase-like. NCBI's taxonomy places the organism in Eukaryota, Viridiplantae, Streptophyta, Magnoliopsida, Zingiberales, Musaceae. The coding region runs from base 440 to 2593 and encodes 717 amino acids. The transcript has a single exon. Gene Ontology annotation, molecular function: arginine decarboxylase activity. The record is from RefSeq and is a predicted model, not a curated record. Gene Ontology annotation, biological process: L-arginine catabolic process; spermidine biosynthetic process.